Puntigrus tetrazona (Sumatra barb) is the source of this 1438-nucleotide messenger RNA. RefSeq names its product RAS-like, family 12 (gene rasl12). Gene Ontology annotation, molecular function: GTP binding; GTPase activity. Lineage: Eukaryota; Metazoa; Chordata; Actinopteri; Cypriniformes; Cyprinidae. The record is from RefSeq and is a predicted model, not a curated record. The transcript has 7 exons. Bases 397 to 1164 code for a protein of 255 amino acids.
ACAUUUAGAAAAGAAAUAAACAGUUCCUAGUUGAAACUGACUAUCAUGGUAUGGCUAACCAUUGAUUUUUGGCAACAAACAAUAUAGAAAAUAUCUUCUUUUAUGUCUAACCGAAGAAACUUGGAGCAACGUGACGGAGGCGGAUCCACUGUUAGUGUGCCCCAGCCCACCGAACCAGAAUAUCGCAGCAUUUCCCUGCUCCUUCCCCUCUCUCCACAUCCCCUCCGAGCGCAAGCCGCCUCUGAUGCCCUGGGAAAAAAUAAGAAAGCAGUCUAGCAAUCUCGGACAGACGUGCGUCUGAGUCUUCUGCGGUUGUGGACAUGUCGUUUCUGCUGAAGUGUAAGGCUGUCCAGCUGUCCUGCAGCUGGUGAGUAUCGGGCGUCAGCAUCAUCCAGAAUGUCUCUGAUGUUUGGGAAGGCAAGAACUUGCAACAUUGUCACAGUCCCAGAGCAUGAGCCCUCGGAAUGUAACAUAGUGAUCUUGGGAGCUAUGGGAUCUGGAAAGUCAGCACUUACAGUGAAAUUCCUCACGAAGCGCUUCAUCAGUGAAUAUGACCCAAACCUCGAAGAUACCUAUUCUUCAGAAGAGGUUGUAGACCAGCAGCCCGUUCUGGUUAAAGUGAUGGACACGGCUGAUCAGGAUGGACCAGUCAACUGUGAGCGCUAUUUAGGCUGGGCCAAUGCCUUCAUCAUUGUGUACAGCAUUGACAACCGGAACAGCUUUGAGGCCUGCCGGCGUUACUUGGAGACAGUGACUCUGUACUCAAAAGGCCUGCAGCCAGAGGCUCCUGUCGUUCUUUUAGGGAACAAGGUGGACAUGGAGAGAUACAGACAGGUGAGCAAGGCAGACGGUGCAGCUCUGGCCUUGCGCUUCGGUUGCCAGUUCUUCGAAGUUUCCGCCUGCUCUGACUUUCUGUCCGUUCAGCACAUCUUUCACGAAGCCGUUCGGGAAGUGAGGCGAGAGACAGAGAAGAGCAUCCGUCCGCUCUUCAUCAGCGAAGACAAGUCUGCCAUCAGCCUCUCCUCCGCUCCUCCGCUCACCGCCUGCUAUAAAGAGCUGCCCGCCCCGGCCACCGCAAAGCUGGUUACGGUGAAAUCCUCGAGAGCUCAGAGCAAACGCAGAGCCCCCACGCUCACGCUGCUCAAGGGCUUCAAGAUCUUCUGAUGCGAGGAUGCCCUCUUCUGACACUCUAGAGGAUCUACAAGAACCGAUGCUCGUUUUUUUUAUGUCGUAUCAGCUCAUUUGGAAUUAAAACUAACAGGAUCUGAAGAAUUUCAGCAUCUCUCACAUUGCCUGAGAAAGCGGUAACUAUGAGAAUGAACUAAAUAUGCUAAAUAUAUCAUGGAUGAUUAUUCUGUUUUAAUUGGUGAUCACUGUUUUUUGCACCGGAAUUAUACUUGUAUUUAUACUUUCCACGUAAUAUAUUAAUUUCAGAGAA